Molecule: messenger RNA, 1358 nt
Organism: Hippocampus zosterae (dwarf seahorse)
Lineage: Eukaryota; Metazoa; Chordata; Actinopteri; Syngnathiformes; Syngnathidae
Gene: pdf
Product: peptide deformylase, mitochondrial
Exons: 3
Coding region: 186-920 (244 amino acids)
Biological process (GO): N-terminal protein amino acid modification; peptidyl-methionine modification
Cellular component (GO): mitochondrion
Molecular function (GO): peptide deformylase activity
Source: RefSeq, a predicted model, not a curated record
GAUGAUGAACCCGGAACUGGUUAAGCUUUGGAUGCGUUUGGUGUUUCAAGCAGCAAGAAAAGGUCAGAGAAAAGGUACGAUGCGCGGAUUAAAAAAACUAUAGUCCAGGGCUCCAGCAAGUGGUCUCAUUUUGCCCCUGAAAGAAUCGUGAAUCUUUUCCUGACUUCCUGGCUCUGGCCCUCACUAUGGCCCAAUGUUCAUCAAUGCUUCAGCUGUACCACGUCGGUUUGAGACGUUGCGCAGCUCUGUCCACUCAUUUCCCACACACUUUACCAAAGACACGCGCACCUUUUGCAAACUCUUACUCCACGGACAUCAAGGUGCGUUCCUACUUUCAAUACCUUAAACACAAGAUGAUAUCCCCUCCCCGUCCUCCCUACCAUCACAUAUGUCAAGUGGGGGACCCAGUGCUGCGAUCAAAAGCUGUAGCAGUUGACCCAGCAGCUAUUAAAGGACCUGAGGUCCAGAAGGUAAUAAACACGCUGGUCAAAGUCAUGCGUAAAUUUGAGUGUGUUGGCAUUAGCGCUCCUCAGAUCGGGGUGCCACUUAGAAUCCUGGCCUUGGAGUAUCCACAGAAGCUUUUGGAUGAGAGUUCACCCGUGUCUAGAAAAGUUCGUGAACUCUCUGUCCAGCCAUUGAGAAUAUUUGUCAACCCUCAGAUGAGGGUGCUGGAUUGGCAGACAGUGCUCUUUCAAGAAGCCUGCGAGAGCAUCUGUGGCUUUUCUGCCACAGUUCCACGUUACCUUUCGGUGGAAGUAUCAGGUGUGAAUGAGAAUGGAGAAGAUACAACUUGGCGGGGCAGCGGUUGGCCAGCUCGAAUCCUCCAGCACGAGAUGGACCACUUGAAUGGGGUGCUUUACAUUGAUCACAUGGACAGCAAGACUUUCACCAAUAUCCACUGGCAGGCAUACAAUGAAUAGAAAAGACCACAAAGUGUUUUGAGGCUUUUCUCUGAUGGAAACAAACUAUCAACUGUGUGUGCAUACAUUUUUUUGCGAAGUAUCCGAUGAAUCAACUCGGAUUUAUGUGUAGGAAUGGUUAAAUUCCAGCACAACUCCGAUCCAUUAAAGAAAAACCUAGUGGGAGAACAGUAAAAGUACAAAUAGAACACAAGGCUUGCCUUGUGUUCUAUCAACAGAACUCGUCCCACCAACCAAUUCGUCAAACGAAAGAGAAUGAAAAAGAUUUUAGGUCAAGUCUGGCUGUUAGCUUUCUUUGAAAAAAUUGAAAGUUUGUGUCGGAGGAUCAUCCAUUCAAUAUUUGAACGUUUGAAAGUUAAUUUAUUGUUACAAGUUUGAUGCAAAUGCAGGAAUCGGUGUCAGUGCCUUGCUGGUUUGCAAUACAGUGUUUGCAAUCUU